Messenger RNA from Hemicordylus capensis (graceful crag lizard), 7212 nucleotides. RefSeq lists its product as uncharacterized. The record is from RefSeq and is a predicted model, not a curated record. The transcript has 11 exons. Bases 128 to 1066 code for a protein of 312 amino acids. NCBI's taxonomy places the organism in Eukaryota, Metazoa, Chordata, Lepidosauria, Squamata, Cordylidae.
GGGAGGGGGAGGCGGUUGGGCAGGGUUCGUCGUUGUUUCUACUUGUUGCUGUUGGUUGUUAGUCUUAGGUUAGGUUUAGGUUAGGGUUCAAGUCCGUAACUGGAGUACAGCCACGAGCCUGUGGAUCAUGCUGCGCAGGCUCCGAGCCCUCCUGGCUAGGCGGUCCAGCCGAGUGGCCCCCCUGGCCGCCCCAGGGGAGUCUGCAGCCUCCAGGCCAGCUGCCCCCCGGAGGUGGUGGGUCCUGUGCGGCCGCACCAACCGGGUGGGCCCUGCUCCUUCGCUGCCACUGGUUGGGGGCUGCAGCCGGCCAGAGCCAGCCGAGCCCCCUGUUGAGGAUGCUGGAGCUCCAACACCCAGCAGCCUCAUCAAGGCCAGGCUCCGCCUUGUGGAUAAGGCCAGACCGGAAAGUGAAGAAGAAGGGAAGGACCGGAGGGACCGGGUCUCGUUCCUGAAGACCCUGAUCGAGGCCUGCAGGAACAGCCUCCAGAGAGGGGAACGCCGCCUUCCCUUCUCAAAGGGUUUGGCAGCCCAGGCCGUGCUGGAGGAGAUGGAGUAUACCUGGGAGGACCCCCUGCCUCCCUACCUCUUCUCCCUCUGCGCGGAGGCUCUCACCUUGCUGAGUCGGAUGAAGCCCUGCUUCUGCCAGAGCAGGGAACAUAAAAUCAUCUCCGGCUGCCUGUUCUGGAUGAGCGUGAUGCCAGAGCAAGGGCCACAGCAAGACCAGGAGGACCUGUUUCUGCCACCUGAGGAGGCCCUGCAGGGCCUGCUCAGAGCCCUCCUUUCUCAAAGGCCCAGCCUGGAGCACCUCAUCCAUAUCACUGAGGCCAUUAAUAGUGAGGUGGAGACCAAAGACGAGCAGGAGGAGGCGGUGGCAGAAAGGGCUGGCUGUUUGCUGCUUGAUCUGGCGACUGGGCCGCCCUUCUACUUUGAGGCAGAGAAGAUCAAGCCCCUGCUGCCCUUUGCAGUUCUUCAGGUGUGGAGGAUGGCAGCCCAGGCCAAAGACCAAGACAGCACUUCAUCUAGUGAAGAGGACCUGCUCCAAGAUGUUGAGUUCUGGGAUGACUGAGGGCAAUCAGCUCAUGGACACUGGACAAGCUUGUGGCCAAAAUCAGGUGGGGAUGCCAUUUCUCUUGCUCCCUUUGGGAACGCCAGCCCAGAAUCUGCCGCCAUUUCUCAGGGAUGGGGAGGUUCCUCUGCCCUUUUCCCAAGCCCUGCUCUCAUUGCAGAUGCUCCAGGGCCUCUGUAUGGAAGAGAAAGAGGGAGGAGCUGGAGGAGCUUACUCCCCUCCUGACCUCUCUGGCCCAGAGCCCUUGCCAUCAACAUAGAGGAUUCCCUCUAAGAAUUUCUUUGCCUGAUAAGGCAAGGGCAUGUGCUGUUGAGACCGUGACCUCGUUCCCACAGCUGGCCCCCACGGAUUCAUCCACACAGCGUCAUCUCAUCUUCUUUCCCAACCCAUGGACUUCUUCCUGGCGAGGAAUGUGGUUUUUACUUCCAUCCAUGUUGUUGGUUAGAGGAAGUUACAGCCCUACAUUCAAGAACGGGAAACAAGAAGUGCCCGAGAAACAGCCCACACGGUCCAUAGAAGGGAGAGAGAAAUCUAAGCAAGCAAAAAUCCAAAAAUAUUCUAAAAAACAGGAAUGAGUAAGUCUUUUCAGUUCCUUUAGAACCUCGAAUACAUUUGUUCCUCUGGCAGACAUCUCACCAGGGAGAACUAUUUCUGACUCUAUCCCUAAAUUAGGUUCUGUAACUGAGAGAAUGGAAGCACCAAAUCAUAAUGCUGAGAUCGGGAUAUCCUUGCCCACAGCAAACAAUUCUCAAGCACAAGUAGGAGGCUCUCUAGAGGCUUUGUUUAACAAUGCAGAUUCAUCGUCUAUCUUGAGGGACUCUCCAGAUCCUUCUGGAUUAGAUACUGCUACAAAUGAGGUUUAUGACCAAGUUAGAUCUGCUUUUUCAGGUUCAUCUGCCUCCUUCUGCCUCUUGACAGCUGAAACAGUGAUAAUCAUCAGUCAGGUUUCUAAUCAAUCGGAAACAAUUUAAAGGAUUUGAAAGGAUCAAGGGAGAGAGGGAAGCACCAAAUGAUCCUACUGAUUUAAUUCUAAAACCAUCAUACUUGCUGCAGGGGGGAAGAGAUUUCUCCCUUAAAACCACCGGUGUCGAAAAACCAGAGAAAUGAUAGAAACAUUCUUCAACAGUGAUGCUAAAGGAGGAAUUGACACAAUUCUCUGAAGCAAGACCCCAAGUUAGAUCUGCAUUUUCAGGUUCAUCUGCCUCCUUCUGCCUCUUGACAGCUGAAACAGUGAUAAUCAUCAGUCAGGUUUCUAAUCAAUCGGAAACAAUUUAAAGGAUUUGAAAGGAUCAAGGGAGAGAGGGAAGCACCAAAUGAUCCUACUGAUUUAAUUUUAAAACCAUCAUACUUGCUGCAGGGGGGAAGAGAUUUCUCCCUUAAAACCACCGGUGUCGAAAAACCAGAGAAAUGAUAGAAACAUUCUUCAAUAGUGAUGCUAAAGGAGGAAUUGACACAAUUCUCUGAAGCAAGACCCCAAGUCAAUUUCUUAGAUCUAAAGUCUCAUCGGCCAUAGGUGGAUAGAAUUUUCAAAAUUGGGAUCAUCUGGAUCCCAUCCAUGAACAUCACAAAGUGAUCCUUGACCCGGAGUUUAUGAAACAGGCAACAUGACUACUGCUUGAAAAGGAUUGUGAGGCCCCUGCUUUUAGGCUGAUUGAAUGUGAAGAAGCUCUACGGAGUAAUGAAGUGAAACAGGUUAAUCAGAAGGUCACCCUGUGGUUGAAAUUGGUGACCAAAAUGUGUGUCUUCUUGACUCAUUUACAGUGGGUAUUGGAAAGAAUCACCCCCUUUGAUAGACCUUAAAUUCUGGUUCCCUUACAUCCUGAAAUGAAAACACAAAGAAAAUUCCCUUCACCAGCUGUACUUAUCCAAUGCAACCUAUAACAUCCAACUGAAAAACAUCACAAUUACAGUCCAGAAACAGUGUCAGAAAUAAAAAACAAGAAUUACUGAGAUUGAAAAAGGAUCACCCCCCCAAUGUCAAUAUUUUGCUGAACCACCUUUUGCUUUAAUAACAGCCUUGAGUCUGUUGGGAUACUUCUCUAUCAACCUUGCACAUCGAGACGGAGCAAUAUUUGCCCACUCCUCCAUACAGAACUGUUCAAGUUCGGUCACAUUGGAUGGUAGGUGUUGGUGGACUGCUAUCUUCAAAUCUCUCCACAGAUUUUCUAUGGGAUUUAGGUCUGGGCUCUGACUGGGCCACAUGAGGACGUUCACUUUCUUCUCCUACAGCCACUGUGUGGUCAAUUUUGCUGUGUGCUUCGGAUCGUUGUCAUGUUGAAAGGUGAAUCUUCUGCCCAUCCUCAACUGUCUGGCAGAGGGUAGCAGGUUUUCUUCCAGAAUCUGACGGUAUUUUGCGCCAUCCAUUUUUCCUUCUACCCUAACGAGAGCCCCAGUCCCUGAGGCAGAGAAACACCCCCACAACAGGAUGCUGCCACCUCCAUGCUUCACUGUAGGUAUGGUGUGUUGUGGAUGGUGAGCUGCGUUGGAUUUACACCAGUGGUACUGUCAGUUGAGGCCAAAUAGUUCAAUCUUGGUCUCAUCGGACCAUAAGACCUUUUUCCAUUUGGCAUCAGAAUCUUCAAGGUGCCUUCUGGCAAAGCUCAAACGAGCUUUAAUGUGGCCUUUCUUGAGAACUGGCUUUCUCCUUGAGACCCUCCCGAACAAGCCACUUUUUUUCCACAUGUUCACUGAACCCUUUAAGUUCAACACCAUUGGAAAGACAGCAUUUGUGGUCUCAACCUUCGUUUGAGGCAAUGGAGGUGAUUCUGUUGGAUUGAAUGGACUCCCUCUGUCAAUUACAAGUUCAGAAGAACCAGCACCCAAUAGAGAAGGAACUGCAAUUCAUCAUUUGGACGUAAUUAAGUGACAUGUAACAUCUGUGAGAUCUGAAAGGCUUUUGUCUUUGAUAACAUGGAGUAUGGCUGGUUGGAGGUCUAAGAUUAAGGAUGUCUCCUUGAUGGAAUCGAUUUCAGAUUCUGAUUUUGUGAUGCUCCAGGAAACAUGGUUGGAUGAAGAGCUUAGUCUAGAUGGUGUUAUCUCUCUCUCUCUCCCUGAAUGCUGUUCCAGGCGUAGGGAGAGGAAGAUGAUGUGGUGGGUGAAGCUGGUUGGUCUCCACUGCUCUUCAAGCAACAUUUGCUCUUAGCAAAAAUAUGUCAUUUGUCCCUACAAUCAGACUCUGUACCAGAGGACUGGGAAGUAGUUAACAAAAAAGGACCCGGUGGCGGGGGGACCCGGAAAACUACAGGCCGGUUAGCUUAACUACUGUGUUGGGUAAAUUGAUGGAAAGCAGGCUUAAGAGCAAAAUUGGUUAAGCACCUAGAAGAACAGGCCUUGCUGAACCAGCCUGGCUUCUGCAAGGGCAAGUCUUGCCUCACUAACGUUUUGGAGCUAUUUGAGAGUGUCAACAGCAUGUGGAUAAAGGUGAUCUGGUUGACAUAAUGUACUGGGGCUUAGCGGUCAUGGGAUAAGGGGAAAGGUUCAUGUGUGGAUUGGUAACUGGUAGGGCUGGGAAAGACCCCUGUCUGAAAACCUUGGAGAAGCCACUGCCAGUCAGUGUAGACAAUACUGAGCGAGAUGGACCAAGGGUCUGACUCCGUGUACGCCAGCUUCCUAUGUUCCUAUGUCACUUAAGCCUGGUUUUAAUCAGUUACUGUUGUGUAAACCUACAGUCCCUUGAACACACCCUGGCAAAUGAGUGUCAUCUUUUCCAGUCUCUUCUCUGACUCUCUUUCCAGAAAGCCAGUGUCUCCUGAAGGCUUGUCUCCAGGAGGAAUUCAUCUUCAGAGAGAAGACUUGGAUUGGCAUCACAUCAGCCUUGGCUCUGCUGCUUGUGCUCAGCGUGAUAGGAAACGUAAGGUUCCUCUUCUGCAGCUCCCGAGAGGAACGCAAGCGUGGCAGAUAUACCUACUACCCGCUGCAGGACAUGAAUGGGGAGGCCGGCCACGAUUGUCCAUGGGACAAGGAAGACCAAGUGGAGGACGCCUGCGCCCCACCUCAGCCUGUGUCAGCAACGCUGUUCUUACAAGAGAAGCCAGAAGACGCUCUCCGUGGCUCAGAUGUUUGGGCACCAUAGCUGAACAUUCUGGUCGUCUUCCAGUGCAGAACCUGGCUGCUUCUCUUACGGGCCUGUGCUCUCUGAAACGGGCCGCUGUCCUCACAAGUAGGUCUACCCAGGGGAAAGGAGCCUAGGAGAUCCUAGGGUGACGAUCUGAUAUUUUGGUUCCUGAGGUGGAAAAUCCAGCUGCUGACCUCUGGUGGGGGAAAACUAAUACGGACCUAAGACUGCCUUAUGCAAGGUCUGGAAUGCCGCCUUGGCAACGCCAGGGUUAUGCUGCUAAGCAUCUAGGCUAUUCCCAAGGCUAUUCCCUUAUCAGCUUUUGUCCUAAAGAAGCGUGCAAAAAUGUGAAACACACACUGGAACAGAGAACUGCAUUCCGGCAGGCCUCUCCGUGAACGUUUUAGACAUCUGAAAUGUCUUGUCUGCACCAGCUAAACAGAUAGCAACAUUUUCUAGGUGGAUUGAUGGGGAUUUAGGGGACGCUGAGACUCCUCCUGCUGCCAAAUUAGGAAUGAUGGAGAGACAGGCUGCUGGGCUUUCAGUCUGAGAGCGCCCACCAACGCAGCCUUUUAAGUUGAUCUAGCUUCAGGUGCCUUUUUAAGGAUGCGGAGACAAGUGAGAGGUGGCUUAUUACCAUGUAAUAUUUGACAAAGGCAAAACCUCACGUAGAAAGAAUGGAUUUCUUAACCUCUUUCCCCUUAUUGUAAUUUUUUAAAAAAAAUGGUCAUCUGUGCCAUCUAUCUGAGCCCCAUGAGUUAACCAAGGUUUGUUUAAUGACUACUAGCCAAGAGGGCUCUUUUAAAAAAUAGUCUAGUGAUGGUGGCUAAAUAGAGCCUCCAGAUUCAGGAGCAGUGUGCCUCUUCAUUCCAGAUGCAAACAGGGGAUAGCCAUCACACCAAGUGGAAACAAUAUCAAACCUACAUAGAUCUGUGGAUGGGUCUAGUCCAGUGGGUACUUAUUUUCUUCUUCGUUUGCUAUAUGAACUGCUUUGAACGUUGCUUUUGUUUUAAAAGCAAUGUAUAAAUACUGUAUUCUUAAUCAUAAUGAAGUUGACUCUUAGGCCUUAAUGAAGAUGGCUUAGGCCUUUAACUUAUCACAUCAGAAUUUUUAAGUAUUUUGAAAGAUGUAGAUUUACUUCAAGAAGGUCAGCAGCCUUCCAGUUAAUUUAUUUUAAAGUUUUUAGGCCUGUCUGAGCCAGAAUAUUUAAAUCUCUUGGUUCCCUUCACACCUCUUUUUGUACUGACUGCCAAAGACUGCGGGUUGUGCCACACUUGAACCAUGUGUCUAUGUAUAUAUUUCGGAAUCUAUUUUAUUACCUCUAAUAACUUUUAUGAAAGGCUUGAACAAACCUGGUCUGAAGGAAUCAGCUUUUUAUUGGGUAUAUCCAGUUUUGUAUUCCUGGAAUCAUCCUUUGAUCAGUGGUGAGUUAGUGGGCAAAGAAGGGAAAACAUGGUAAUUUCAUGCCAGGAUAAGGGGAAAUGUGUCUCCUUCACCUUUCUGCUAAGAGGAAACAGUAUUCCUAGCUUAACUUGCAGUAUCUGAUAAAUAGAGGGGAAUUAUUUCAUUCCCUUUCUGCUUCUGAAGCUUUAAGGUAAGAUCUUAAGAUCACAUCCUCCUCUUGCUGUAUUAUGUAUGUCUUUGUCUUGACCUUUUUUAAAGCUAGAAAAAUCAAUCUAGAUAGUUUCAAGCUACUGUUUCCAUUACAAAAAUAACCUACAAAUUAAUCCUACAUGUUCCCACUGGCAAGAGAACAUCUGCUGUGAAUGUUUAAUGCUGUGAAUGUGUAAAUGUUUAGUGCCAUACUUACCAAAAAUUCAUCAAUACCAAUCAGAAUUCUUAGAUAUAGCUUCUGAUUCCGUUACUGGAAAAGUGAUACCAUGCCCGAUUCCUUGGAAUUGCCCACUCAGACGACUCAUUCCCCUGGCUAAAGGGCUGUAUGCACACACAUAUAUUCACCCACCCUCUUACUGAAAAAUGCAGGGAUCAAAAAGGUGCAUAAAAACACACUCAUUUAUUAGGAAUCAAAACUUAAACACAAGCAGACCAGUUUUCUUCUCUUCCAGCUUGUAAUAAAUUACAAAUGACAAAA